AUGUUUCAUCGUGCCAGGUGCUUUGGCUCUUUGCUUCCAUUAGCAAGACACAGACUUCAAACUCAAAAUAGGAACGCUUUCCUUUAUUCAAGACCAUUCUUGGCAUCUCCCUACUCUUCCUUCAGCAAAUUUGCGUAUACAGCACCACGCAUUUUGUCGUUCGGUAAAAUUUUCCUUGGGACCUCUGGAAUUCUCGUAGCGUUUGUUUCAUUAAAAGUCAACCAAUUUCUUGAGUGGUCAAAAGAUUCAUUUUUCAACAUUAUUAUCUAUGCAGUCGACACUGUUGAUGGCCUUUCUUCCUUAGGAACUCGCAUUCUUGACUGGCUACCUUCAGGAACAUGGGUCCCUGCUACCAAAGCAUCACCCAAAUAUACACACCCCGGGGAAACAUCAAAAACCGGUGGUUCCGUGGACCUUAUCACUUCUUCUGAUCCUGCAGAAUUUUCGCCCCUUAUUAGGCAACUGCUUGAGGUUCAGUUGAUUCUGCGCGCUCAUGGUUUGGAGGAUCGCCUAUCUCUUCCUAGCGUUGUAGUUCUUGGUGGCCAAAGUGCUGGAAAGAGUAGUGUCCUAGAGGCCUUAAUUGGUCACUCUUUUCUUCCUAAAGGCGGUGCGGCCAUGGUAACCAGGCGUCCUCUUCACUUGAGGCUCGUCCACGAUCCAACAUGUUUGCGCCCCUUUGCCAUGUUUGAGGGAAAUUCUUCAUCCAACCACACCUCGUCGUCCAUUGGGCCCCUGUAUGCGAUGGAACAUGUUGAAGCUAUGCUUAGAGCCUUGAAUGCAGCGGUGGACGACACCGUUGGAGUUGAUGAAACGCCAAUUUACCUGUCACUGCAUGCCUCAAAUUUGCCGGAUCUUUCACUCGUUGAUCUCCCAGGAUUUAUUCAGGUCUCAUCCCGUCACCAGGCGCCGCAGCUUCGCGAGCGCAUACAGAAGCUUGCUGAUCGCUACACUCAGGCGCCAAAUGUUCUUCUUGCUGUUUCUUCAGCUGACGUGGAUCUUGCCAAUAGUGAAGCCCUUAAGGCAGCCAGGGAAGCCGACCCCCAAGGACUUAGGACAAUUGGGGUUCUUAGCAAGCUUGAUUUAAUCUCCAAAGACCCUGGACAAGCAAUGGAGAUGCUUUCACACGACACCAUUGAUUAUCCCCUCCCCAUGGGGUAUGUUGGGCUUUGGGCUGCCAAUUCUGGCGAGUCAAAGAUUCCUAGUGGUGGAAUUUCUCUCCUCAAAGCUAGGCUUGUUGGAGCGCUUGAAAAGGCCAUGCUUUCUCGAAUUCAAGACCUGUAUGUGGGUGUUUCUGACGAACUUUCCGAAGUCGAAUUGGCGAUGCGCGUCCAGUUUGAUGAUGACCGUCGAGUGUCUCCAGACGCGUAUCUGGCGAAAAUUAUAUCUUCCACGGCUGCAAAGGUGGAAUCCUUGGCAUCAACGUCAUUUUCGCGUGCCACCCUUGAGAGCGCCCUUUUGGAAGCCGUGAGAGCUGGCCAGGCAUCUUCGACGCUUGAUGGUUCCGUCAAGGAAAGGAUCUCCUCCGGUUCUCAUUUGGCUUCAGAAAUAUCGACGCUAACACGCUCCCACAUCGGAAAAGCUUCAAUGAACCAUAUCAAGGCUGUGUUGACAAAUCACGUCGAGGAGCUCUCAAAAAAAGACCCGCUUUUCAAGCUCCAUCCAAGUCUUUCUUUGGCCGCAUCUUCUGCCUGUGAAUCUCUGCUUGCAUCAAAGCUUGGCCCCUUGACGCUCUCUGUAGAGGCGGCUGUAAAGCCUUUUCGUCGAGGGACAGACUUUUCUUCUCAGGAAUGGAAAAAAUCUAGAACAGAUCUUCUUCAAAAUCUUCAUCGGCGUCUGGAUGGUAUUGAGUCUCGUUUGAACACGCUGGCCAGUGAAGUUGGAGGGCUCCGAAGGCUUCGAGCAGCUAUUUCUGCUCUUCCUGGUGCCAAAAAUGAGAUAAACAUCCAUGGCCAAGGGCAUUCAUCAGCUACUUUGCCAUCAAACGCUUCUGGUCGCCACACCAGAGAGUCCACCUCUUUUCCUCUUUCUUCGUUUGUAGCCGAAUGUGCAACUGAGGCAGCUCUUCUGUUUUCUGAAAAGGAUAUUUUGGAUCGACGCAUUUCGUUUCUUGAAAAGUCUUCUUCUUGUGGUGGCGCAAUAACAUCAUCUUCAAAUGGUGGUACCUGGCUGUGGCCUUUUUGGGGGGGAUCCACUGCGGUUUCUGAAGAAAGUUCACCAUUGACCGGAAAUCUUCAACGUAUGACACAGUGUCCAGAUGUUUAUUUAAACCUUCUUGCAGCCCGCCUUGCAGACACGGCAGCCCUUUAUCUGCAUCAUGAAAUUGUGAACUCAGUGCUCGGGGCUUUUGGGGAGCAGUUGACAGCGUCUGUUAUUUUCCCAUCCGAGCCAUCUGAUUUGCCAGAAAAGCGAAUUUGUGGCCGCGCCUCGUCAAUGUCUUCUUCACAACUUGUGCCUGGAAGCCAAUCCUUUUCUGCUGCUGCUCUUCGCUUUGCACAGGAAAACCCGGAGCUUGCCAUCCAGCUCCAGAUGCAAGCACGCAGAGAUGCCCUCACCGAUGUGAGGGAUCGUCUCUCUUAUUUCAUAUUGACUCAAUCUUCUCAAAAGUAG
Molecule: messenger RNA, 2607 nt
Organism: Mitosporidium daphniae
Lineage: Eukaryota; Fungi; Microsporidia
Exons: 1
Coding region: 1-2607 (868 amino acids)
Cellular component (GO): membrane; cytoplasm; microtubule
Molecular function (GO): GTP binding; GTPase activity; microtubule binding
Source: RefSeq, a predicted model, not a curated record